Messenger RNA from Lotus japonicus, 3276 nucleotides. Its product is annotated as E3 ubiquitin-protein ligase HOS1. Gene Ontology annotation, biological process: protein ubiquitination. The record is from RefSeq and is a predicted model, not a curated record. Bases 176 to 2983 code for a protein of 935 amino acids. Gene Ontology annotation, molecular function: ubiquitin-protein transferase activity. Lineage: Eukaryota; Viridiplantae; Streptophyta; Magnoliopsida; Fabales; Fabaceae. The transcript is spliced from 10 exons.
UUUCAAAAACCCUCCACUUCCAAUCGGUGAAGGUUUCCCUCUCCGAAAAAGCUAGUCAUUCUGUUUCAGAUCAUCGAUGGCUUCCUUCGCCGAGGUGUAAUCCACACCGUUCACCAUUUUUCAAUCUCACGCACCAUUUCGUUGUUCGGAAGAAAUUUUCACGGAGUUCUGAGAUAUGGAUUGGAAGCUCAACGGAACCGCCUCCGUUCAUUCGAGCUCCAGCGGUGGUGCCGCCGCCUACACAAGAUCUUCUUCCCCAUCGUUGCAACCAAACUACAGAAGCCGAUUAGUCCGGGAAACAUUGGAACACUUUGCUGCCAUUGAUCUGAUUGAGUUGUGUAAAGAAGCCAAAGUUGAGCGCUGCCGAGCAACUAGGGAUUUGAGUAGCUGUGGUCGCUCUGUCCGUCAUGUGUUGAAUUCAUGCGGGCAUGCCUCUUUAUGUGAAGAGUGUAGUCAACGGUGUGAUAUCUGCCCCGUUUGUCGAAUCCCAAUUCCCAAGAAUGGUGCUAGGCUGCGUCUCCGACUUUAUAAUGAGUGCAUAGAGGCUGGCCUUAUUUCCAAAAGGUGUGAUGAGAGAUUUCAAGAAAUAGAAGAUGGGGAGAAUCAACUGACUACUGAUGUCCAACGCCUUUAUUCUUUGUUCGAUGUUGCUCUUGAGAAUAACUUGGUCUCUUUAAUUUGCCACUACAUUACAGAUGUAUGUAUGGAUGAAACUGCAGUUUCCAGCGAUCCUGUCAUAGCAUUUUUGUUGGAUGAAAAAGUGAUAAAGGAUUGGUGCAAGAGGACAUUCAAAAACAUCAUAACUGAAAUUCAGAGAAUAUAUAAUCUUGACAUUUUAGGAAUGAAAAAGAGUUUGAGUUCACUUCUGAAAUUUUCAUUAUACUUGAAAGGCAUAGCAAAUGUGCUAGACAUUUUGGAGUCAUCUUUUAAGGGUACUCUUUCAGCACAACUUCAUGAUAUGCACCAUCUCCGAGAGAGCAUAUUAAAGACUAAGCAGCAUAUGGAGAUUAUUAUUUGGUGUGCAAGACAUUUAUUUUUGGAGACUGUGAAAUCUCGUUUUACUGCUCGUUCAUCAUGGGCUUCAGUCGUCCACAAACGGAAAUCAGAAGCAGUUAGACGUGCUUGGCCUGAUGCAGUAAAUCCAUCUAUGGAAUCAACAGCACAUGAUGGAUCCCUAUUUAUUGAGGAUGCAUUGAAAAAUCUUGAUUUGGAGAAUGAAGAUGGAGAGGGAUCAGAUAUUGCAACUCUACAGAAGGGUGGAGCAUCGAUUUUCAGAUCCAAUGCUGAUCCGGUGCUACGUUAUUAUCCCUUCAAAAAUCUUCGUGCUGCUGCUGACUUGCUCUUUUUACGUGGAAGUUCUGACAUGGUUAUUGCAAAACAAGCAAUUUUUCUGUAUUACUUGUAUGAUCGCCACUGGACAAUGCCUGAUGAAGAAUGGAGAGAUAUACUAGAUGAUUUUGCUGCUACAUUUAGUAUUAGCAGGCACUCUUUACUUGAGUCUUUGACAUUUUACCUUCUAGAUGAUCACACAGACGAGGCUUUACAGGAAGCUUGUCGCCUUCUUCCUGAAAUAUCUGGCCCUGCAUCACAUCCUAAAAUUGCUGAAGUACUGCUUGAAAGGGACAGCGCUGAAAUGGCUCUAAUGGUUUUGAGGUGGUCUGGCCGAGAUGGUGGACCACACAUGACUUCACUUACAGAUGCUGUCACUGCAGUGCGGGUAAGGGUUGAGUGUGGGCUUCUGACUGAAGCAUUUAUGCAUCAGAGAGUUCUCUGCACCAAAGCGAAGGGAAAAAAAUUAAGUAAAGGAGCAUCUGGGGAUACUUCUGAGAACCGGGUCGAGUGGGAGGAGGUCCUGGUGACUGAAAUUUGUUGCCUUUGUAUUAGAAGAAAUUUAGUGGAUCGACUGCUAGAAUUGCCAUGGAAUUCUGAAGAAGAGAAAUAUAUACACAAAUGCCUGUUGGAUUAUGCUGUUGAAGACCCCCUAAGGACAACUGGAAGUCUACUUGUUGUGUUUUAUAUUCAGCGCUACAGAUACUCAGAAGCCUAUCAAGUUCAUACUGAACUUGAAAAGGUGGAGCAGGACUCUAUUUCAAAAGGCUCUAUAAGACAAGAGUUUCUACCAAAAUUAGAAAAGGCUAUUCAGUGGAGAGCCAAUUUGGUUAAUAGAUGCUUGGAGUUGUUGCCAGAAGUUGAGAAGCAGCAACUAAGGAGCGGAAAUUUGACUGAUGUUGCUUUUACUUCUCAUGAAGAAGUCGAAAUUCCUGACAAAUUUGAUGUUCCUCAGAUUCAGGAUUCCAGGUCAACCAGUUUAUUGAUUCCGUCAUCUGCGAAUCCUUCCCUCGUACUGCGUAAAGAUCAUACAUCUGGUUUGUGGAGUUCGUCAACUUUAGGAAUUUCAGCCAAAAUAGGCAUGUCUUUCUCCACCGCUGGUCUUGAGCUUGGUAAUUUCAAUUCCCGACCACAUGAUCAUGAGGGGAUUUUAACCAAUGAUGAGAGAGUUCCAAAUCAUCAAACCAAAAUUGGCAAAAUUCUUAGAUUUGAUACCACUCCAACUCCAAGGAAUCAUAGGAUCGGUCUCGUGAACGGUUCACCUCUGAAGGGAUUCAACAGAGCAUCACCAAGCAAUUCCCAGGGAUCUGUACCAAACAAAUUGCGAGGAGUUGAGUCGAAUCUGCUUUUUGGCCAUAAUGAAGCCACCAGUCCUAUGUACUCCUGGAAGACUACAACUAAUCCUGUUACUAGUAGGAAUGUCCAAUUACAUAAAGAUGAUAGAAGUUGGAAUAUAGAGUCCGCUAAUGAUUCGAUGGAUGUUUCACAAAGCCAUAUGGAGAAGAAAUUAGAUACUGAAGAAAAGAUCAAUGGUGGACUCAGAUGGAGAUCUGAUGAAACUAGUGACGGCGAAGAAGAGCAGGGAGCUAUGGAUAUUGGUUACGAUGCAACUCCAACUAGGACAACUAGACGAAUCAGAGUUGCUAAGAGAUAAAAACACUUCUUUUUUGGUAAAAGGAUUCUGGAAUUUUAUGGGAACAAACAGGGAAGUGCACAAGUGAAACAGAGCUGUUUGUAAGAUGAGAGCUAUGCUUUUUUUGGACCUUCAAUUUUUACUUAUGCGUUUACGCUGGUCUCUCUUGUGCUUGUGCAGCUAAUUUCCAUGAUGACAUUGUUGUUGUAAAGGUGCAUUUUCUCAUCCUUUUGCUUCAUUGUUAAUCCAAGUUAUUAUUUUUGCAAAUAUUGGGGAACAAUUCAAUGCAAAUUAAUGUUGUUUUGAGCAAAGUA